AUGCAACGUGUCACAAAGUCGAAUCAGUCAAGCGGUUCUAUUAACGAUGAGCUUCGUGGCUAUUUUGAAUCGGAAUCCUUUAUGGAUAUUAUGAGGAGAGUGGUUUCGAAUAUGGUUGCGGAAGAAUCUUUUGAACUUGCUCUCAAAAAAGGUGUAGAUGCAGCAGUGGCGAGCGCCGUUGAGCCUUUUAACAAGAAGCUAGCUGAAUUUGAACAAUACGUGCCACGAGAAACCGAUUUAGAAAAGAAGAUUAACGACCUUGAAUCUCGUCUGUCGGCAGCGCAAGAGGAAGCUAAACUUGCUAUAAAUAAAGCUAAUGAUAACGAACAAUACUCUAGAAAAUAUAAUCUGAGAUUUAUCGGCAUUGAAGAGAAGAAAGAUGAAAAUUGCACUGAGUUAAUCGUUGCAUUCUGCAAGGAGAAAUUGGGGAUCGUCGUGCCUGCUAACGCUAUUGACCGUGCACACCGAGUUGGAAAAAAAUCUGAAGGGAAAACCAGAACCAUAUUAGUGAAAUUCAUGAAUUAUAAUUCUAAAUUGAUGGUUUGUAUUCAGAAAAAAACUUUUAAAGGAUUCCGAGUUUUAUAUCAAUGUGAAAUUGUUCAGUCAUGCUCGCAAAUAUGCGAGCAAUAUUAA
Molecule: messenger RNA, 633 nt
Organism: Paramuricea clavata
Lineage: Eukaryota; Metazoa; Cnidaria; Anthozoa; Malacalcyonacea; Plexauridae
Source: the annotation of a GenBank genome assembly